Molecule: messenger RNA, 1548 nt
Organism: Recurvomyces mirabilis
Lineage: Eukaryota; Fungi; Ascomycota; Dothideomycetes; Mycosphaerellales; Teratosphaeriaceae
Product: Vitamin B6 transporter
Exons: 2
Coding region: 1-1548 (515 amino acids)
Biological process (GO): transmembrane transport
Cellular component (GO): plasma membrane; fungal-type vacuole membrane
Molecular function (GO): transmembrane transporter activity
Source: RefSeq, a predicted model, not a curated record
AUGGCAUCGUCCCCAGGUCUGACUGUCUCGGAGGAGAAACCUCACCUGCAUGGCCAUGAUGCCGAGAAGACGACCCCCUCGGGUUCCGACACGGAUAUCGAGCUCAACAAUGGUCGCAACAAGAAGUACUCGACUCUACGACACAUCAAUGCCAGGAUCGAAGGGCUCGCUGGCUUUGAGGCGCGCGGCCUUACGCGUGUGCAGGAGGAUGAACGACAGCCUGCUUCCUUCAUGAGUAUGCUGCAAAUGCUACUCCUCUGGUUCUCGGCCAACAUGACGAUCAACAACCUCGCCGUCGCAAUCCUCGGACCUAUCACGUAUGGCUUGGGCUUCGCGGACUCAGCAUGGUGUGCGGUCAUCGGGGUCUUCCUUGGAGCAUUGACGACGAGCUACAUGUCUACCUGGGGUGCCGUGAGUGGGAAUCGAACGAUGGUCGUGACGCGGUACUUCAUGGGCUACUACCCUUCCAAGAUCACCACGCUGCUCAACAUCAUCCUCAUGGAGGGCUACUGUACCAUUGACUGUAUCAUCGGCGGCCAAGUCCUGUCAGCCGUCAGCGGAGGCACAAUGACCAUCGCCGUCGGCGUCAUCAUCGUCGCCAUCAUCCAAUGCAUCAUCGCUUCCUUCGGCCUCAAACUCUUCCACGUCUACGAACGCUUCGCCUGGCUCCCCCAACUCCUCGUCCUCCUAAUCCUCGUCGGCGUCUCCGCCAAAAAUUUCAACUCCACCCUCGCUUCCUCCGUCACCGGCUCGACCCUCUCCGCCAACCGCCUCUCCUUCCUCUCCCUCUGCUUCUACGUCCCUAACUCCUGGGGAGCCGCGAGCUCGGAUUACUACGUCUACUACCCGUCCAAUACGCCCAAAUGGAAGACUUUUGGCCUCACCCUCGCGGGUCUGAGUCUGAGUUUCUGGUUCGUGGAUUUGGUUGGUAUUGGGCUGGGGUGUGGUGUUGCGGCCCUACCGGCUUGGUCAGAUGCUUAUACUACUUCGUCUGGCGCGCUGAUCUCCGAGGGUUUCAGCCCUCUAGGCGGCUUCGGGAAAUUCUGCUCUGUCGUUAUCGCUUUCGGCGUCAUUGCCAAUGCGGUCCCGGGUGUCUAUUCCGCAGCCAUCGGAUGCCAGAUCAUGGGACGCUGGGGCCAGCUCCUCCCGCGUUGGGUGUGGGUCGUGGUGCUGUGCUGUAUUCAGCUCGUAUGCGGCGUUGCCGGAAGGAAUCAGCUGUUCAUUAUCUUCACCAACUUCCUGGCACUCAUGGGUUACUGGCUUAGCGUCAUGGUUUGCAUAGUGCUAGAAGAACACCUCAUCUUCCGUCCGAAGCUUGAUUGGACGGCCUGGGCCGAUCGUAGCGCGCUGCCUGUUGGUGUUGCGGCGUUGGUGACUUUCUUGCUUGGCUGGAUGGGCGCGAUCCUGGGCAUGUAUCAGAUCUGGUAUGUCGGUCCGCUGGCGGCGUUGGCGGGAGAUGCAGAUGUGGGUAUGUGGGUGGGAUGCGCAUUCACGCUUGUCAGCAUUCCGCCUUUGAGGUGGUUGGAGCUGAAGAAGUUCGGGAGGUAG